AUGAGUGGAGAUAUUCCUGUCAGCUCACAGUCGACACAAACACACUGCUGUGGUAGAACUGGUCUGACUGGUCGCUGUUACUGGGAGGUCGAGUGGAGAGGAAGAGUUAAUAUAUCAGUGAGUUACAGACGAAUCAGCAGGAGAGGAGACAGUGGAGACUGUGUGUUUGGAGGAAAUGAUCAGUCCUGGAGUCUGAGCUGCUCUGAUGAAGGUUACUCUGUCUGGCACAACAGCAGGGAAACACCCAUCACCUCCUCCUCCUCCUCCUCCUCCUCCUCCUCCUCCUCCUCCUCCUCCUCCUCCUCUGUCUCUGGUAGAGUAGCAGUGUAUGUGGACUGUCCUGCUGGCUCUGUGUCCUUCUUCAGAGUCUCCUCUGACUAUCUGAUCCACCUCCACACCUUCAGCACCACCUUCACUGAACCUCUCUAUCCUGGAUUUGGGGUGUGGGAACGUGGUGCCUCAGUGUCUCUGUGUCCUCUGCAGGACUGAGAGUCUCUCCUGUGGACAGACACGCUGCUGACCGGAGGUCAAAGGUCACAGUCACACACACUCUGCACCGCGAAGCAGAUCUCAGACUCAAACACAAAACUUUCAUUUGUGUGAUUUCAUCUCUUUGAUAAUCAACAUUUUCAGUUAAACCAGAAUCUCUGAAAGAGAUGUAACGUCUGAAAAUAAUUAACUGUUUGU
Molecule: messenger RNA, 687 nt
Organism: Plectropomus leopardus (leopard coralgrouper)
Lineage: Eukaryota; Metazoa; Chordata; Actinopteri; Perciformes; Serranidae
Source: RefSeq, a predicted model, not a curated record